AUGUUCCACUCAGAGGCCGCCCUGGCCUACGCAGCACAACUGCGGAACCAUGGUCACGGCGAACCUCUGUGGCAGCCGGAACCCUCAAAAUAUGGCGAGGUUCUCAUCGGUGACGUUGGAUUCAUCGAGGACGGGUGCUUCUACCGGCUCUUCAACUGCACACUCGCAGCGGACGAUCCCAUAAACUCCGGUUUUGUCCCCCAUGGGUAUGUUCCUUUGGAGUACAACGAAUGGGCUCUUCUGCAAACCAGGGAGAACUACCUGCCUCCGAAGCCGAUCUACAGCAAAUCCAUCUCCCAGUUCAAAUCUGAAGCAGGGGCGGCGGCGGAUUUCGCUGUCGUACAAGUUCGAAUGCAAAAGCCAGGAGGGAGCGAUCCUCGUUCCCGGUUCGGACGUCACCUUAUCUCACGUGCAAGCGAAUCUACGAUUCACGAAUACGUCCGAAUGAACCACGCAUCGUGGCACGCGUUCGCGGUUGAUCAAGGUCGCAUGAUCGCCCCGGAAGAUGUUGUCCUGUGGGCCGUAGCGGCUGUUGCAAACCACGGCAAGUCGCACGCGAUUUCGUUUGGUGCUGAAGGGGGCAUCGCUUCAGCAGAGUUUGCAGUCGAGCAUUCGGCAGAGGCAGUAAUGUCCGUGAGCCAGAGGAGUGGGCCGAAGCGAGACAGUGCCAGGACUUCUGAGGAUUCGUUGGGAAACAUGCGAGACCAGUGCCUGUUCGUGAGGUACUACAAAGUCAAGUACCGUCGUUUUCUUCCUAUGAAGAUCGUAGCGGAGGCGGAGCCCAAGGAGGGGGAUGCCUCCGAAGGCUCGGGAGAUGGUUGUUCACCUGGAGGUCAGCUGACCCCGGUCAUCCGCGGACAUGAUGGUGCUCACCUUCGUGUUCUAGUAAUGGGCAGCCCAACUCUGGCAAUGUCACGAUCUACAAGUGAAGAUUAUGUUAUAGACGUGGAGGAGAUGCCAUCCGGAAGAAAGCUUCGGGACGCGCUAGACGACCUUUUGGACUACAUCUUAGAGUGCUCAGAUGCUUCCUCUGCUAUUGUAACCCAUGAUGAUUUGAGUUUGUUGGGAAUUAACAGUGACGAAGAUUCGCCUGGCAGUAUAAUGACUGCGCUUAUGAGCCUGCAUCCACAAACUGUGGUUGAUGCUCAUGGCGGUAAAUCGAAAGAUUCUGACUCAUUCGUAGUUGGAUGCAUUGUAACUGAGACCGCGGAACCGUCCUUCAACGUGCUCUCAGACUUGCCUAACCGUGACAUCGUCGGCGGUCUCGACCCCCUGGCGUCGUUUGACGAGAACUCACCUAACAUCUCAAUAACAGAAGAGUACAACCCGGCCGAAUACAACAUACCGAACAGCUCCGGAGUCAUUACUUUCGACGAACACUUCAUGUCCGUAGUAGACUCUGUGAAUCUGCAAGCCUCAGUAUCGAAUACGCCACCUUCCUACAACAACGCCCCACUGCCCUCCGCUUACGAUCACGCCCCCACUGCGUCGAGUAAUGGCGCAAGUAAUGACCAUUCUCGAGCCUUCUCAUCCUCAUCCUACAUGCAUCCGAACUCGCCGCCUCUCAAUUCUCUCACACAGAACUUUGAGAGUAUGCACUUCGAGUCACCGAGCUGGCCGACCUCUUGGCUUCCCCCAGACGGACGUUCGCCGCCAGUGCAACAGCAACAAAAGACAGAAUUGCCUGCCCAGCUUGUCAUCCUAGAUAUCUCGAGUCCAGCGACUGCCGUCCACGAUGAGUCGUCGACGACCAACGCUCCGGAGGACGACGGUAUGUCGACUGGUCCUCAGCUGCACGUUGUUCCCGCAAUGUCGGUCAGUGGCGGCGGAGCUACACCAUUACUUCAGCAAGGUGUGCUAUUUACUUAUGGUCCUCUGCUUUGCGGAAAUGGUCGCGGGCUUAGCGCGAACGUAACUCCUAAUCUGGGGUUAUGUCAUGUCUACACAUCUUGGGUGUCACGCUCGUUGCCAGUGGCCGCCCAUUGCAUAGUCUGUACACGCUAG
Messenger RNA from Phanerochaete carnosa HHB-10118-sp, 2004 nucleotides. RefSeq lists its product as uncharacterized. The record is from RefSeq and is a predicted model, not a curated record. The transcript has 7 exons. Bases 1 to 2004 code for a protein of 667 amino acids. Lineage: Eukaryota; Fungi; Basidiomycota; Agaricomycetes; Polyporales; Phanerochaetaceae.